AUGCACAGGUCCUACCAGCCGUUAAAGCCUGUCACCAACCGCUACCUGCAGCAGCGAUGGGAUCAGAGCAACUACGAAAACCACCGCAGGAAGGUGAGCUAUGCCCUGCCCGUAGUGGACACCAAAGGCGUGAGGACACCAGCUCAUGUCCAGCUUAAACUGAAAAAACUACAGCUGCAGGAUGAGCGGCUGUCGAUCAUCGACAGAGAUAAUCGUCUCCUUGCCUCCAAACUGGCCGACAUCGUUUGCUCUAAAGGCCUGGUGGACCACCGGAACCAGUACCACCUGAGGAGUCUGAACGCUGACAGGAGGAGGGAGGAGCUCCUGCUGGUCAGCCGUCAGAAUCAGGCCAUCUACCAGCGGAUCACGUCCCGCCAGUCCGAGUACCGCCGCCAGCUGUGGUUGGAUGACUGGAAGAGGGCGGAGCGCCGGCGGGAUGACAUCUCCCAAUACCCCCGAGGAUUCGCCGAUAGACAGAAGCCGCACAGGAAGGUGAAGUUUGCAGCUGUGGAGGACGGUGAGCGGUCAACGAGCUGCAGCAGGACCGACAGCGACAAGGCCGACAGAGAAGCCUGAAACACAGGCAGCAGACCCACCAGCGGGAGCAGCCACCCUCACUUAACACACACGUCUGUCUAUAUUUCUGAAGAUCCUCACUUUUGCUAAUUUAGGGUUGGUUUUAUGAAGGUUAAAACACUGUGCCUGGACAAUACACCGCUAUAUUCACUUUGAACCACAGACCUGAUUGA
Xiphias gladius (swordfish) is the source of this 749-nucleotide messenger RNA. RefSeq lists its product as uncharacterized. The record is from RefSeq and is a predicted model, not a curated record. The coding region runs from base 1 to 576 and encodes 191 amino acids. The transcript is spliced from 5 exons. NCBI's taxonomy places the organism in Eukaryota, Metazoa, Chordata, Actinopteri, Istiophoriformes, Xiphiidae.